This is a messenger RNA of Pocillopora meandrina, 4908 nucleotides long. The record is from the annotation of a GenBank genome assembly. NCBI's taxonomy places the organism in Eukaryota, Metazoa, Cnidaria, Anthozoa, Scleractinia, Pocilloporidae.
UGUAAUUCACUCAUCGCCCCUUAUUUGCAACUUCUUUGUUCCUUUUGUUUUGUUUUCAUUUUUUUUCUUUGACACGUACCCAACAAAUGGAAUAUAUAUAUUAACUAGAAAUAUCUUGUUAAGACUAUCAGUUGCAACGUGUGACCACGAAAACACGAGAAAGCACUCAGACCUCAAGGUACAGCUCGUUGUUUUUACUUUAUUUGUUUUGCUUUUCUUUCGGUUCUUUUGCUUCGAUUCUUGCCGUCUUGACUUUAUGGAGCUUUUGGGGCUUUAAUUCUAGAAAUGAAAACCGAAACCCAACCAACUCCAGUUAGGGCCCCUUACUUAGUUACAAGUUAUUCAUUAACCAUUCCUAUGUAUUCCAUACUCCUCGGCAGCUACUCGACAGAGGGGAACAAGAGACAGAAAUCUUGCUGAAAACUUGUUUAUCUUAUCUCAUCUCUGUCUUCGGAAAUGAGCCAGCCUGCGGUAUCCACAGAAUGGCUUAAAAAAAGCCAAGAAAGCACCAAGGAACAUUUGUCAGUUUUAGACGCUACGUGGUUUCCUGACAAAGAUGCUUCCAGUGAUUAUUCAAAGUAAGGUGUCUAAGAAAUCAAAAUAUUCAAUGAUCUUUGCAGAGAGUAGUAUAUUGUUGCAUAAGUCUUAUUGAAAACUUCAAAUUCGACGACCUAACUAGAAAUUUUGCCGUUUUGAAAUGGCUUAGCUAAAUGGGCGACGGCUAGGACGCUCUUAAAUGGAUUAAAGUUGAUUCUUACCACAUCGACAAUGGCCGAGUAGCGUAGUGUAUACUCGCAUCGACAACAAUAUUCGUUAUCACAGUGGUCAAAAUUUGUUGUGGAAGUGGACCAAUGUGACGACGAAUAUCGUUUUCCAUAAGAGUGCAAACUACGCAAAACCACAUUCGAUUUGUUUUUGCCACAGUGUCGACAUCAACCAGUGCGUAACUAUAGCGUGACAUGUUGACGUGAGCAUUGUUGUCUGUACUCUUAUCGACAACGGCGAAUUUGCUACUCACGUUGCGAAAUUACUCUCAAUUGUGGUAAAAAACCUCAUUCAUACCUAUUGAGAAUAAUCGAUGGUUGUUUAGAAAUUCCACAAGAUUAUAAAAUUAGUUUGGUUACAUUAGACGACCUCUCUGAAAAUUGUUGACCGUUGCGCAUGAAGUCUAUUGGGUAUGACAAUCCCUUUAAUCAAACUACCCGACUAUGACCAGUCCCUCCUGUAAAGAUAUGAUUUAUUUAAGUGAAGAAAAAGAAUGAUGUUAGCGUUCGCGGGGUGUUCUUUAGAGUAAAGUGAUUGAUAAAUAGGGACUACCGACACAUCCACUGAUUUUCAGGCGUCAGAUUUUUUUUCUCAAUUGGGUGUAACCGAAGGCAGAGGGCGUACUUGUAAUAGACCGUGACGAGUAAUCCCUCCUUUUCUGACAAUUCCGUCAUGCGAGCCGAAAAAAAAAUCAUUGAAAACAAAAUAACGCGUGGAACUUAUGGAGAAAGGAGCCCGAAAAGAAGGGGUCCUUCUUUUCAAGACCUUCCCGCGGCGCGCCAACAUCGACUUUUCUUUCACUUAUUUUUUUUUUUUGGAAACUUCGCCGGAAAGGAGGGACUACACGAAGUCUAUAAUUGUAAGAUCGAGGAAAGACUGGAGCGAACCAACUGGUGACCGGUGACGGGUCUGCGAAACUUUGCCCCGAUCUAGCCAGCGUUGGCAAUCGAAAAAUGGUUGGCACGAUAAUAUGAAGAACUGCCACUGAAGUUGCAAUAUACUCGAUUUACAUAGUUUCUUUUGUCGAACGGGUGGAUUUGUGACUUUUUUUAAAGAUUAUUUAGUUGUGAAUAAUUAGCAUUAUUCUGGUAAAAUUCAUUCAACGAAAUGGUGCUCAGUAGUGGUGGAUAGUAGUCAAAAGUGGUUAAAGUUGAAAUUAUGUAGAAUAGUUAAUACACAUUAUCUGAUCUUGGCAUUUUCCAGGCAACAUAUUGCAAAUGCUUCAUAUAUGAACAUGUUCCGUGGAGUGGAAAAUACACCACUGUAUCCACGAAAUAUUCCUGAUGUUGAUACAUUUCAAAUGAAUGCAAGAGGCAGCGCAGUGAAUAAAGAUGAUCAUGUUGUAGUCUAUGACAACACUGGAAACUUUGGGUUCUUCAUGGGUGGAAGAGCUUGGUGGAUGUUCAAGGUAAUAAUAUUCCCUCUGUAUCUCUUGGAGCUCAGGGUUGUUAAUAGCAACACGCCCUUCUAUGGGGUCUGUGGACAUGCUUUUCCAGAAAAUUUUGAAAUUUAAGACUCUCUGAGACAUGAUUUCCAGCUUUCUGGAGCAUAUUUCAGUAACAUUUUGUACUCAGACAUUGACAUUAGAAUCAUUUCAAAAGUAAAUAUUUUGUCUUUGAUUACACUUCUCAAAGAAGCUGGUGAAAAAUUGUCUGACAGCUAAUGGGUUUCUGCUUCCCAUAAGCUUUUAGUGACAACCCUUGCGUUGGAGCUAACUAUACUCCACAAAACUAAAACAGGACCCUGCUAAAUUUGUGCCUUUUUACAAUCAAGUCAUUUUUAUUUUACCUUCACAGCUCUUUGGACAUGAAAAUGUCUCAGUAUUAGAUGGAGGUUUGAAAAGAUGGAUUGGUGAUGGUUUUGAAACAACAGAUGCAGUGGUGCAGAAAGGGGUAAUUAAAUUUUUCUUGAUCCUAGAGACUGAUUGUCUUUUCUUGACAUGAUUAUGAACAUCUAAAUUUUGUAAAUAAAAGGUUUUGAAUGCUUUUAAUCUGGUCUUAACAGUUUUGGUUAGAGAAGAACCCCAGUGAUCCAUGGUAGAACCUUUUAAAUGUAAUAUAAACAAAUAGUGAGAUUUCAUAAGCUAAUCACAAUACAAUUAGUCAAGUGCAGAGUGCUUUUUUAUGUUGUAAAACCAAAACCAAAGUAAUCACAACAGUUGGUUACAACAGUUAAUAGCAACAGUUAAUCAAUUUCCUCCAAGAGUAUGCUGUACUCAUUGAUGCUUGCUUUGCUGGGAAGCUAGGCCUCACCAAAUUGAAGCAAAUGAUGAUAUACUUAAAUAAACUUACUGGUGAUUCAGAUCAACUACAGAACCCAAGGCGCAUACUGAAGCUCAAAAACUUUUACCUUGAACUCUGGAAUGUAAAUACAAGUGUGCGUGGCGUAGUGUGAAGGUUAUGAAAUGUUGUGCCACACCCUCUUCAUUUGUUGUAGAUCACACUGGCAAAGCUUCACUACAUUUGAAAAAAGACUGUUGAAGUUUUAAUGAAAUUAGUCUGAAUUGACCAAGCUGCAGUGCAUAAUCCUCAAGCAGCUUUUCCAUAAUAACAGCCAAGGAAAUGGCCUUAAUUUCCAACAAGCCUGGUGAUUUCUUGGAGACCUCCUUGCCCUACUAUGAUGUUGAAUUUGUAUGAAUAUUACUUCUGAAGUGGCUGAUAAAUGAUGAUGAUGAUGAGAACGAAUGUGUAUGAUGCCUAAUGACCCCUUGGAGGUGUAACCAGACAUUAUUAAUUGAAAUGAAAUAUAAAACUACAUUAAAUGUGCUAGCAAAGAGUAGCCAAAGCUCAUAGGUAACAUUUGAUCUGUUUAUGUAGGAUGGUGACUUUACAGCAAAGUGGAACCCAAAAUGGAUAAGGAAGUUUGAAGACAUGAAGGAAAACCUGAAGUCAAGAAAAGCACAAGUUUGCGAUAGUCGUGGACCAAAUUUGUUCAAUCGUUCAGCCAGUGGUAAGGAACAAUCUACAGUAGAUAUGUUGAAGUGAUGAAAUAGUCUAUACUGGCUUUUUGAAUCUUGGGGUUUACUACUUUCAGAACUUUUCAAAUUAGCCUUUGUAUCUAUAAACUAAAUCAGCUUUUUUUUCUAUAAGUAAUAUCUUUACUAUCAAUAUUAUCACCAAUGUAUGUUUGUAUGAGAGAUAGGCUCUGAACUUUGGUUUAAUUGUUGUUGAAAAAACUGUAUAUUGUGCAUUACAUUAAUUAAAAUUAGUUUCAUUUUCAAAUCACUUUCUCUCCUACAUGUAGAUCCAAGCACAGGCCACUAUCCUGGUGCAGUAAAUAUUCCAUUUCCAAACUUGUUUAAUGCUGAAACCAAGACUCUAAAAAGUGUUGAUGAGUUAAAGAAAGGUAAUAAGUUACCCUUGAAAUGAGUAAAACAGAUGAAAUUCAGUGUUGAAAUGCUUGAUCUGUCUUAUUUUAAAGUAAUAUUUAAUAGAUUAUCGAUUCUGUACACAUUAUAAAGAUAUAUCUAGCCAUCAUAAAUUAUUUACUUCUAUCAAGAAAAUAACCUUGUGUGAUAUCUUAGUUUACAAUUAGGUAAUACAAAACAACUUUAUUGACAUGUGUGAAUAAAUUUUAUUGCCUUUCAGUUUACUCUGAUGCAGGAAUUGAUCUCAGCAAACCAAUCAUAGGCAUGUGUAUUGGUGGCAUGUCUUCUUGUUCUUUGGUUCUCACUGCACAUCUCUGCGGAUGUCCUGAUGUUGCACUUUAUCAUGUAAAAUUGAUAUUUUUAAUUUUUAUUUGAUAUUAUGACAUUAUUAGAUUCAGUAGAUCUUCCAAAUAGUGGUAGUGAUGCUAGUGGCUUUUAAAUGCUGUGUCAUAUAAUAUUCUCCUCUUUAUAGGAGGUUGACGAAUUCUUCAACCAUUUAUUUUUGUUUGUUUGUUUUUCUUCCUCUCAGGGAGGUUUCAAUGAGUGGAGACAAAGAGCUGAUGCAACUGAAAUUGAAUGAUUAUCAUUGUUGCAAGAAGCAAUGAUCAGCUGAAGCAUGAUUGUCAUAAGCAUAAUAUAAUGAUUAGAGUACUGCUGCUGCUAUUCCCAUUGUUUAAAAUUAAUGGCUGUGUCCUUUCAGUGGGCCUAACCUUGCACAAUAAAAAGCAAACCAUUAAUGAAUCGUCUUUUUGAAGUUAUUUCAAGCCUCUUUAAAC